AUGCGCCUGGCCGAGGCUCGUCUAGUCGCGGGUUGUUGUUGGUUUCAUCGACUGGAUGUCGGACAACUGGCGCUUUUGAUUGCGUUCUCCUUCACCGGCAGGAUAAGUGACUACGAUCAGGACGAGGUUGUGGACAAUCAACCGCACCCACCAGGUAAUGCUGCCGACCCUGCAGGAUCUAUUUCAAGCCAUCGACUGUGCUGGAGAGCGCGACUCAUCUGCACGCCAAGUGUCCCUGAAAUGGGGGGGCGGAAUGUUGGUGGCCUGAGUAGCCAUGGGCUUUUCACAAUGCCUUGUAGUUGUGUCAGGCGCGUAACUAGGACAGCCUACCCAAGUCGUGUAGACACAAUUGCUGAUCGUUGCCUGACUCAAAAGAGUUCUGGUAGUAGUAACCGGCAAUACCUCGAUGCGGGCCAUGUGCCUGUGCGCUUAAACCCACAGUUCGGCAUCCCCUGGCGUUGUUCGUCGAUCCUCAUCCGGGCCGAUCACGAGCGAUAA
Bipolaris victoriae FI3 is the source of this 498-nucleotide messenger RNA. RefSeq lists its product as hypothetical. The record is from RefSeq and is a predicted model, not a curated record. Lineage: Eukaryota; Fungi; Ascomycota; Dothideomycetes; Pleosporales; Pleosporaceae. The transcript has 2 exons. The coding region runs from base 1 to 498 and encodes 165 amino acids.